GUUUACCAGAGAAAUGCAGGAGCAGGUUAGUGAGAAGUCGUCCCUAAAAUAGCCGGGCCUGCUGUGCUUAUAAUGGCACGGAGGCAAGCAAAUAUUGCAUGAUUACUAUUUCUCUGCGGGGAGGCAAUGCCUCAGGGUGCACAAAUAAUCAGUGGUGCUACCUCAUGUAGAGAGCUGCCUGGGCACACUCCCACUACCACUUUAUACCUGAGUCACACAUUGAGUCGGAUAUUUCUAGGAAAAAAAUAAAAACCCAAACACACUGAUGACUCCUAAAGUGUGUCCCUCAAACACUUCAUCCCUCCUGUAUGCAUGCAGCACGCCACAUGGGCAAACAAAAGCACAACUGCGACUGGGAGGUGCCCUGCGGCAAAAAACACUGAGUUUACAGUAUGUGCGCUGCUCAGUGCCCAGAGGUUUUCCUCCCUGCUGCUUGUUUGUUUUAACAUUUAUCACAAUUAAACCUCAAGGGCAAAACACAUUUCUAGAGAGAGUGAGGAAAAAGAUGGAUAAGACUAUUACGUGGAUCUGAUGGGACAAUUACACCUACCGCUAUCCCCGCCCGUAUAAAUCUCCGCCGAAUGAACAGCUGGGAUGAUUACAGUUAAGGAGUCGGACACAAUGACCAAGUGCUGCAAUCCCACCACUUUCACUGCGCCUGAAAACCAUCAAAAUGUGACUAUCGGUUGAUGCAUCCUCAUCCGAAGAGUUCCCUGAGGAGAGACUGGCGUCAUCUUCCGGUCCUUAUCGGUUGACCACACGCUGUUUUCAAACCUCCCUGUGUGACAGAGCGUGACCUCCGGGUCUCUUGUUUUAAUAAUGGCUGCAAUGUCCACUAGCACGAUGAAAUGCAGUCGUGUAGUGAGUAAUUAGCUAUCUGGCCUUCUAGAAUAGCAUCUUUCCAGCUCUUCAUCACUAACCUCCUUCUCUCCUCAAAUCUUCUCUCAUUUCCUUCACCCUACACCCUCCCCGCCAUCUUUCCUUUCCUCUUUUCUGCUCCCCUCCCCCUCGAAUGUUUUUCAACCGUACCUCACAUCACACUUUCACUUCCCACUCCCUCUCUUCCUCUUUCCUUCCCUUGCUUCCUCCCCUCCCAGAUGCCCAGCCCACGGAGGCAGAGACAGCCGUGUGGAACCAGGUCAGUGCGGUGCUGGAGGAGGCUCACGGGAUCCUGGCCGAGCUGCAGUCCUAUAAUGGCGCGGGCCAAGAGAUACGAGAAGCCAUCCAGAACCCAGGCGACCUCGCUCUGCAGGAGAAGGCCUGGAACGCAGUCUGCCCCCUGGUGGCCAAACUGAAGCGCUUCUACGAGUUUUCCCUCAGACUGGAGAAUGCCCUGCGCAGCCUGCUGGAGGCGCUGACCAGCCCGCCCUACGCUCCCAUGCAGCACCUGGAGAGAGAGCAGGCCCUGGCCAAACAGUUCGCUGAGAUCCUUCAUUUUACACUCAGCUUUGAUGAACUAAAGAUGACAAAUCCAGCCAUUCAGAAUGACUUCAGCUACUACAGGAGGACUAUAAGUAGGAACAGGCUGAACAACCAGCAGCUGGAAGCGGAGAACGAGGUCAACAACGAGAUGGCUAAUCGGAUGUCCCUGUUCUACGCCGAAGCAACACCGAUGCUGAAGACUCUGAGUAACGCCACCACCAAGUUUGUUUCAGAGAAUAAGACCUUGCCUAUAGAGGACACCACAGACUGUCUGAGCACCAUGGCCUGCGUGUGCCGUGUCAUGCUGGAGACUCCGGAGUACCGCUGUCGGUUCACCAACACAGACACCAUGCUGUUCUGCAUGAGGGUGAUGGUGGGAGUCAUCAUCCUCUAUGACCAUGUUCACCCUGUCGGGGCUUUUGCCAAAACCUCCAAAAUCGAUAUGAAGGGCUGCAUCAAGGUGCUGAAAGAGCAACCGUCCAACAGUGUGGAGGGACUUCUGAACGCACUGAGGUACACGACACGGCAUCUAAAUGAUGACAGCACCUCCAAACAAAUCAGGGCCCUCCUGCAAUGAGAAGGUGGAGAGGAAGGUGGAGAGGAAGACGAGGAGGAAACAAACGCCAGUGGCUGAUGAACCUGUGUGUUUACAACGAACAAAGUCAUGUCCAGGUUUAAGAGAAACCUGAUGAUAAGAAGAGGAAAAAUAAUUAUAUAUAUUGUCAGCUGUCCAUCAUUCUGUCUCUCAUUUUGUAAAGUAAGAAAAGAGAAAAAAAAGCCAGAAAGGAAAAUAUAGAUAUAUAUUAAAACAAGUGAAACAAGCAGCAGAUGAAAAGUAAGUAGGAUUAAAGAGGAAGCUAUAUUGUGAAAUUUAAAGUCAGAACCGACGCAAACUGAAAAUGUAAAAAAAAAAAAAAAAGGGUUCAUGUUCCAGCAGUAGUCUGACAAGUAUUUUUGCACACAAACAACA
Molecule: messenger RNA, 2392 nt
Organism: Cottoperca gobio
Lineage: Eukaryota; Metazoa; Chordata; Actinopteri; Perciformes; Bovichtidae
Gene: fam49al
Product: family with sequence similarity 49 member A, like
Exons: 9
Coding region: 1013-1999 (328 amino acids)
Biological process (GO): regulation of actin filament polymerization
Molecular function (GO): small GTPase binding
Source: RefSeq, a predicted model, not a curated record